Messenger RNA from Podospora anserina S mat+, 1875 nucleotides. RefSeq lists its product as uncharacterized. The record is from RefSeq and is a predicted model, not a curated record. Gene Ontology annotation, biological process: protein phosphorylation. NCBI's taxonomy places the organism in Eukaryota, Fungi, Ascomycota, Sordariomycetes, Sordariales, Podosporaceae. The transcript has a single exon. The coding region runs from base 1 to 1875 and encodes 624 amino acids. Gene Ontology annotation, molecular function: protein kinase activity; ATP binding.
AUGGAACUCUCAAGCACCGUUGUCGCCGACGUUCUGACCCCUCUGGCAGUCUACCAACUGCAGAAGCCAGUUGAAGAACACGCUAAAUCACCAGAGAAUAAAGAUACCGCUAGAGGCCAAAACCUAGCUUGGAACCGAGACGACUUGAUUCGCAGUCUUACGCCCUCAGUCGACCCAAAAUGGAGAAUCGAUGGAGUUGAUACCGACGGCAGACGCUUCUUCGCCUUGCCGCUAUUUGCCAUAGACAAGCAGCCAGUCCGAAUCGAUGUUUGGCUCCCACCUUUUGAGGAGUACCCCCUCGAACUUCGAAGCAUCUUGAAACCCGAUGAGGCCAUGUACACCCCCAGAGACCAACUUCUUUCGCUUCCCAUCUCAAAGUUUCUGCUCAAGACUCUCGAAGAGUGGUCACCUACCGUACCGGGCUUUGAGCGAGACUAUCUGGCGGCUCCUUUUGGCUCUCGCAUCAUCAUCGCUGACAUGGCCGCCUCCACCCGAGACAUGACUAUUUACCUGCUGCCUGAUUACGACAUUGAGCAGAACAUGUGCAGCGUCGACCAGCUCAAGAAGGCCUGGUGUAACAAGGUGAACGAGGAGGACUGGCCCCCUACCAUCGAUGUGAGUGAGCUCAGCUUCAAGAAGCAGAUUCACGAAGCAAUCAGUCUUGUCACCUUGCCAGGACAAUUGGGCGACCGGGUAGUUGCGCUCAAAUCGUUGCUGAGAGACCAGCGAUACAUGUACAACGAGAUCAAGACCCUUCUGUCACUCCGACCUCAUGCCAACUUGGUGCCAAGGCCGCUUUUUCUCGUGACGAAGAAGGCAAAGUUUGGCGGCAAGAGGGGGGUUGCAGGCUUCGUGAUGGAGUAUUUUGAGGGCGGAUCCCUCAAGGACUUGCUGCUUAGGAACAAGGCUGAGGGAACCGAGUUGGACAUGCGCCAAAAACUCCGGUUUGCGAGGCAGUUGACAGAGGUCUUGAUUCAUGUCAAUCAGCACCGAUUCGGGUUCUAUCCGGAUUUGAAGCCGGACAAUCUCGUCAUUCGCUCCGACGGGAAGACAAAAGAGGUCAUGGACCUGGUGUUGCUGGAUUUGGAACAGCGAGGGGGUUGGUUUUCGUGGAGCCCCCCUGAGGUGCUGUACGUUGAGUAUAUGGAGAUUCUUGCCACAUGGCUUGACUAUGAACACGGUCAACAGAAGCAACGCGCUACCGAGAGGUUGCAGAACUGCCUUGGUAGCUGGGAGGCCACUACCCAGUCGACGAGGUACAAGGACCAGGAUGGUGGGUUUAGCUUUGCUUGGAAGGCCCUGUUGCAGGAAAGGCUGGAGACAAACAGCAAGAGGUUGGAAAGAGCACAAGUGUUUAUGCUGGGGAAAUUGUUGUGGUGUCUGUUCGAAGGUGAGGCGAGACUGAGGUGUGGCAUUGACCACGAAAUUCUCCAGGAAAAUGAUGCACAAGAUGCCAUUGGGUUUCCGCACUUCGACAACACACCCAAACAUGUGCAGGACAUGAUCAGGGAAUGCACAAGGGGGGCCCCAGAAUGGGAGGUCGAUGAGAAGAGAGGACGGAAGACUGGGUUGACCCUGAAGGGUGGUAAGUUGGUACAGACCAAAAGCAUCAGUGUCGAUGAAGUCACAGAUACUGCGACAAGAAAAAUCGCUAGAGCUUUCUGGGAACGAGAGCUGGAGCAAGCCAAUGCUUUCAUGGAUGAGUUGCUCUCGUGCGAGCGACCGGGUAUCGAUGCGACAGGCUGCAUCCUCCCCGAGGCAAAACGUCGGCCACUGCUUUCAGACAUACUUUCGAGGUUGGUCGAGUUUGAGGAAUGUGUUUGUGACGAGUUAUUUGCUUUUGAGCUGGAGCGAGUGGGGCAGAUUCAGAGGUAA